CCCACGCUGUCAGUGAGUGUCCACUUGGGUUCCUCCACCCCGCGCGUCUCCCGCGCCAUGGCCGUCCCACCGCAGCUGAAGGCUCUCCUCCUGGCGAUAAACGCACUGCUGCGCAAGCGCCGCUACCACGCUGCGUUAGCCAUGCUUAAGGGCUUCCGGAACGGGGCCGUCUAUGGAGCCAAAAUCCGGGCCCCUCAUGCUCUGGUCAUGACAUUUCUCUUCAGGAGUGGCAGCCUCCGAGAGAAGCUGCGGGCCAUUUUGCAGGCCACCUACACCCACUCCUGGAACCUGUCCCGCUUCGUGUUCAUCUACAAGGGUCUCUGCACCCUGCAGGCCCACCUGCAAGGCCAGACCCACCAGGCACACUCCUUCCUGGCUGCCUGCCUCGGGGGAAUCCUGGUGUUCAGGGAGAACAACAAUAUCAACAGCCAGAUCAACAUGUACCUGACAUCACGCGCCCUGUUUGCUUUGUGCCGCCUGGGCCUGGAGAAGGGCUACAUCCCUGAGCCCAGGUGGAACGUGUUCCCCGCAUACACCGGGUUGGUUUGGGGAAUUGUGCUGUGGCUCUUCGAGUACCACCGGCACACGCUGCAGCCCUCACUGCAGUCCUCCAUGACCUACCUCUACAAGGACAGCAACGAGUGGCACGGCAUCUCAGACUUCCUCAUCUACAACAAGAGCCGCCCUUCCAAGUAACGCAGGCAGAGGUGCCUCGCAAGCCCCUCCACCCCAACAGGCUCUGGGCAGUGUCCAGCUAUUGUUUGAAGUCUGGCUCCACGUGCAAACCCUCCCAGAAGAUGCUGCCUUCUCAGAGUCAUGGGCCUUACACUCCUGUCGCAUCAGCCCAGGGUUCCACUUGCCGAAGUAAAAGCACUGAUGUUCCCAGUAGGUAUUUUUGAAUGGUACAAAAAGUGGUGGAAUCCGCCUGAGGAGUCUUGGGCUUGGUUCCAGAUGUGCUGCUGACUUGGGCGAAACCAGGGUGACCUGUUCUGGGCCUCAGGGGUCAUGGAGCCUGAGGAAUACCCUUGGAGGAGUCAUUCUGGUGGUGUGUUGGGUCUUUCACUGUCCUUAGGUAAUACAGGUCUCCUUGCUGAUCGGCUGUGGGUUGCAAAUGCUUAAAAAAAUUAAGUUCCUUGGCUCAUGUGUUAUAUUGAAGAAGUUCUAGAACCUCGCUGUCUAAAAGAAACACAACAAGAGCCAUAUAUGUAUAAUUAACAUUUCUCCAGGGCUGGGGCCAUGUAGCUCAAUAGUAGAGCACUUUUCUACUGUGUGCUAGACCCUAGGUUCCAUUACCAUCACUGGAACAAAAAGCAAAAACAAAUGACAUUAAUGUUAAUUACAUAUUUUAACCUGAUAUUUUGAGAUUAUUGUUACUUAACGUAUGAUUAACAUAGAAAUUAAUUAAGAGUUUGAGUCCUUGCUCAAUGUGUAACUUUGGAGGUAGGUCAGAGCCUCAGUUUCUCAUAAGAUCAGGAUAAUUAUAUGUCCACACUGGACUCUUACAACUGCAAUUACUGCCACUACCGCUAAUUACUCCAAUUUAGGGAGUUCCUUCUACCUCCUGGGUGCUUUAAUCUGUACAAUGACUAUACAAGUAUGCGUGUGGAUCCCCGUUUUAUUUUUAUUCCCAAUUUAAAGAUGUAGAAACUGAGGGGUCAGAGAAGGGAGGUAUGAUAGCUAAAUCAGUGUUUGACUCAGCUGUGUCUUAUUUCCAAGCUCAUGUUUUUUUCAGUGCCUUCUUUUAAAUUUUAAAACCUAACCCCUACUAUGCAAAUGUAAGCUACUUGCAGGAUCUGACCUGGAGAGGGACACAAAGGCAAAUGCCUGCAGGGACAAAAGUGGAAAUGCCAGAGUGCUAGGCAGUCAGGGGUGACAGGACAUAGGGGACUGGAGGCUGGUGGAGCCGUCUGUCAGGUGUUCUGAAGCCACUGUGAGGGACAGAUCUGUUCCCCAGGAAAUUUGGUCCAAGUUGGGAUUCAGUCUAGGAGGAAUACUUCCGUUAAUAUACAUUCCCCAAGGAAGCUGAGGCAGGAAACUUGGAACUUCAAGUCUCAUCUGUACAGUUUAGUGAGACUGUAUUUCUUUUUUUAUUGGUUCCAAACUCAGGACUUUGUGCUUGCCAGGCAGGCACUGUGCUACUAAGCUCUAUCCCUGGCCUCCAUAAAUUUGUUUCUAAAAGGUUGGUUAGGCUGGGAAUGUAACUCAAGGAUAGAGCAUCCCUAGUUUUGAUCCCCAGUACCGCUUCCCCCAAAAUUAUAUAUAUGUAUCUCCCUGGAAACCAGAAGCAGGGUGUCAUGCUUGUAAACUCAUCUACUUUGGAGGCUGAGACCAGAGGAUCAUAUAUUUGAGGCCAGUCUGGGGAUGGAUACAUAUCCAUGGAAUAAUAUAUAUAUUAUUUAUCCAAUCUGUUUCUUUUUCUAGCUGAGAAGUUAGUAGUAGACAUGCACAUUGGAGUUGCUGAAGGACUUAUUAAAAUGCCGAUUCUGAUCCAGAAGGCCUGAGGUGAGGCCCAGAGGCUUGGGCUGGGCUGCUCCCAGAUUAGCCCCACCUUGAGCAAUGAGAUGUGGCCAACCAUUGUUUCCCCAUGUGACCAGUGUGUCCUGGAGCUGUUGAUGGUUGAGUGGGAUUACAUCUGAUUUAUCAGCAGGGCUCUCAGUCACAACAGUUUACUACAAACUUAGAGUAGGUGAUUUUGGAGAUCUUUACACUCACUCUGGACAUUGCGGGGAGGGAAGAGGUUGCCCAUCACCCCUGUACCGUACCCAGCCUCUGUGCCCUCUAAUUUAACACCCUGUGCAUACUGGCAAUUUCUCCAGUGCCACCCACUGUGUCUUCCUGCCUGAAGCAGGGGCACUGCUUGCCCCUGGUGCCUGCUUUGCCACCCUGCAGGUUUAAGGUGCUGGGGGAUUAACUCACCCCUUGGAGCAGCCCUCAGACAAGGACCAAUCAAUAACACAGAUAACCCUAAGGUGUUCCUGCUCACUGGGGCUGAGAACACGCCCUCCCCAUUCUCCCUGCCUCACUCCCCUGCCAGUGCCUCCUGGGACCACUAAUCACAUAAACUACUUGCACUCAAAUCCUCCUUUUCGCAUCUGCUGUUGGGGGAAUCCAAACUACAAUCAGUCUGCUACAGCAGGAUAAGAAGCUGUGACAUGUGGUUUGUUAGGGACGUGGGCUUUAGAAUCGGCAUGCUUGGGCUCAAGGCCUGGCCCCUCAGUUUCCCUGGAUAAGUGACUUACCUGUUUUCUGCGUACUCAUCUGUAAAAUGGGUAUUGUAAUAGAACACACCUCACAAGGGUGGGAGGAUUAAAUAGUACAACACAUAAAGUGUGCAGUGGUAAAUGUUGCUCAAAUGUACACUGGGAGUUCCCAUGUGCUCCUGGGAACUCGGGACACCCUUCUCUUGGCCUGUCUGGCCCCAUAGUUGAAGGUAAAGCCCUGGCCUCCUGCCCUCUCAAAGGCCCUCCUCUGCUGCCCAGGCUUGGCUGGCUCUACCGCUGACUGUCUCUGCUCUCUAAGAAUAGGUUUCCCUCACAGAUGGCAUCUCUCAGAAUCCUGCCAGAGCAUCUGGUGCCUCCAACUGCACACUCCAGGGAGGAAGGCGGGAUGGUCCCUGCUGAGGAGCAGGGCUCCCGCCUCCUUCCUAGCCGAGCCUCCAUUUGCUACGAUCUGUGGAACAGGAAUUACCAAAGGGCCCUUGGCACACUGUAGCCUCUAUAGUCCCUGAAUGCUAGUUUCAAAAACCGAAUAACGGUUUAAAUUUAACCUGUAUUUAUUAAGCACCUGCGACAUUCAUAUUGUCUUUUAACAUGCAUGAAUAAAAAAAUCAUUUUAAAUCACUAAUAUAUGUACUUAGUACAAAACUCAAAUGGUAUAAAAGGGCAUGAUAAGGGAAAAAUCAGGUUUUUCUCUCCUGUACCUAGGCUCUACCCACCCCUUGCCAGGGACACCUUGGUUGCACUUUCUAGCACUGCACAGCAAUGCCUUCCUCUGGUAAGAAACUUGGCCUUGCAACAACAUCACCUCAGCUCUUUAGCAUUUCCUCCUUGUCCUCUGCAUUUGGUUUCCCUUUGAUUAAUAAUGCAAAUAAAAGUGAGUCUCUCAGCCCAAGUAGCUUCCACCCUCAAUCCAGCCUCCGGAGUAGUCCGGGAAAGUCCUCACUGCCAGCAGUGGAACAGCGAGCCGCCCUAGGUGUCCUGAGCCUGUGGCAUAUGAUGUCCUGUGCACAGGGCCCCAGAACUCCAAGUGAAGGUGGUGGACGACAAAAGGGAAGUUUAUUUGGGCUCUUUUGCUCGGCUCCCAAAUUAGAGAUCGGUAAGGAAGCCCACGGGAGAGGCGAUGAGUCACGGGCUGAGCCGCCAAGACAACGCGGAGUCUGAUGCUGCCACUGGGCGCCCACACACAGGCCCUGCAGAGGGGCAGUGCCACGUCGCAGCUUUUACAGCUAUGCGAGCGCCCAUCGGGCUUGCGCGAAAGAGGCUCCGCGGCACCCUCCUCAGACACAAGCUGUGGCUUCAGAUGGUCGCUCUGACAAAGGAGCGAGCGUUUAUAAAAAGAAAUGUUAUUUUCUUCUUCCCUUGUCUCAUUGGAGACUCUCAGGGAAAGAAAGUCCUCUUCAGCCUGGAGGGGCGUUUCUGAGAGGGUUUUAAGCGAAGGGCCCAGGUGGAGCACAAAGGAGGGCUUAGUGCUAAACUUCGGUCUGAGAAGCAGCAGCUCCCUGUGCUCUGUACCAGCCUCUGUGCUGUAAGCUGCUGUGGAUAUCAUGAUGUAAUAACCAAGAAGAGAUCCAGGCGCUGGCUGGAAAUCCUAUUCUCAGUGCUCUUCUGAGCUCCUCACUCUGGCCCUUCCCAGAGUGCUGGCCAGACCUCAUCAGGUUUUUCAAGACUUUUUUUUUUACACAGGGUCUCACUAUGUAGUUCAGGCUGGCCUGGACUCACUAUGUAAUUUAGGCUGCCUACAAACUCGAGGUGAUCCUCCUGCCUCAGCCUCCUAAGCACUGAGAUUAGGGAUAUACACUAGCACACCCAGCUGACCUUUUACUUUUUAUCACACUGUACAGACUGGUCUUAAAAUCAUGCUGGCCAUACUAGCCUCAAAUUUUGGGCAAUCCUCCUGCCCCAGCAUCCCAAAUGCUGGAAUUACAGGCCCAGUUUGAGACACUUCUAAGUAUCUUUGCUUGUGUGUGUGAGAUGGACCCCUCCGGCAUCUGGAGAUUUUCAACUGUUUUCAGUGUGCAGUUUCCAAAGCACAUUCAAUAAAAUACAUAGGAUUAGAAAGGAGAUCUAAUAUAAUGAGUACUGACCUAGUCACCGAAACAGAUUGUGAGUAUGUAUGUGGUGCUAGCUUCUAGGCAAGUGUUCUACCACUGAGUUAUACCCUCUCCCUUCAAAAUAUUUUUAAAUCUGUGAUUUAGGGAUUUAGUAUAUGCUUUCUUUUUUUAAAAUAGGGUGUGGUAGCUCACACUAGUAAUCUCAGAACUCAGAAGGCCAAGGCAGGAGAAUUGCUGUGAGUUUGAGGCCAGCCUGGGAGAGAGUUCAAGGCUAGCCUGAACUACAUAGUGAUACCCUGUCUCAAAAAAAUCUAAUUUAAAAAGGAACAUAUAGGGGCUGGAGAUUUAGCUCAGCGGCAUAAGCACCUGCCUUGUAAGCAGGCAGUCGUGAGUUCGAUCCCUGGUACCGAUAAAAAACGAAAAAGCCAAAAAAUAAAUAAAUAAAUAAAUAAAUAAAAAAUAAAAAGGAACAUAUGUUCUUUUUAAAAAAUAAUUAAAUAAAAGAUUUAGGGGCAGAUCCCAAACUGCCAUGAUUUCAAAAAUUUGAUAAGCAUCAAUAAUACCUCAAAAUCCCUGCAGUGGCUGUGACCUGUAUGGAAUCAACUGUGAUUUCUAGUGAUAAUAAAGGCCCAGGAACACUUAACAGUCCUCUGAGUCUGUCUUAAAUUCAAAAUUGAAGAAAAUACAAUAUUAUAGAGGCUAAUGCUGAGAGUGGUGGCACACGCCUGUAAUCCCAGCACUCAGGAGGCUGAGGCCGGAGGAUUGCCAUGAGUUCCAGGCUAGCCCAGGCCUCAUAAUGAAUUCGAGGCAAGCCUGGAUUACUAGACUAGCAAGACUUUGUCUCAAAAAUAUACAUAUAUAUAGUGAAAAUAAAAAUGUAAUUUCCUCUUGAGUUUAUGAAUUUGGGGUUCAUGGAUGUAUAAUCAACCACAGCUGGACCCAGCAGCUGUCAUUGUUUACCAUGCUUUAAGAACAGGAAUAAAAAACAAUAGUUCACA
Molecule: messenger RNA, 6267 nt
Organism: Cavia porcellus (domestic guinea pig)
Lineage: Eukaryota; Metazoa; Chordata; Mammalia; Rodentia; Caviidae
Gene: Pxmp4
Product: peroxisomal membrane protein 4
Exons: 4
Coding region: 58-696 (212 amino acids)
Cellular component (GO): peroxisomal membrane
Source: RefSeq, a predicted model, not a curated record